Molecule: messenger RNA, 546 nt
Organism: Staurois parvus
Lineage: Eukaryota; Metazoa; Chordata; Amphibia; Anura; Ranidae
Source: the annotation of a GenBank genome assembly
GGGCAGGACAGAGAUCUGGUGACUGACAGCUCACUGAAGACCAAGAACCGAGCAAGUGACAGGAAACAGAUGCAGAAUCGAACCGAUGCUGCAUCCACAAAGACUGCCCUCUCAUGGCAAGUCCUUGAAGAAGUCAAAACUUAUGUGUCUAAGCUUCAUGAUACUGAUGUGCACCAGAGAAUGUAUUACUACGACAGGAGACAUCGACUGGAGCCAUUGGUGGAAAUAUUGAACAGAGGAUUCUCUCCAGAAGAUGUCCAGCAAGGAGAAUAUGGGAAUGGAAUAUACUUCUCAGCCAGUCCUGCAGCAGCUAUCAGCAUGGCCCAUCAUGUGCUUGUAGCAGAUGUGUAUAUUGGCAGGACUCAGACUGAUGCAGUGAAGUCAGCAAGCAGGACAUCACCACCAAUUGGAUUUGAUUCCAUUCAGAUUCCAGGAAGGCGGUCUACAGAGUUUGUGAUUUUUAGUCACUUGCAGGCCAUUCCAGUCUGUUUACUGAAGUACACUGAGAGGGAAUCUUCGACAGCAAAUACAGUUGUAUCCAAGUAA